Mycena citricolor is the source of this 920-nucleotide messenger RNA. The record is from the annotation of a GenBank genome assembly. Lineage: Eukaryota; Fungi; Basidiomycota; Agaricomycetes; Agaricales; Mycenaceae.
UAGCAUUGUUCUGGUGGAAUGUCAGCUGACCCAGUGCUUCCACUGCAGUGCGCCCGAAAACAGCAAGAAGCAGAAGUCGGCUCAGCAUACAGCGACAACCAGGGGACGGCUGGUCAUGGCAGGCGUCUCGUGCAUGUAGGAGUCAUAGGACAAGCAAUCGACACAGCUAUCACAUCAAGUUUCGUAAAGCCGGCCUGUAAACAGACGGGGAAAGACGAUGAGAGAGAGCACUGGGUGGUCUCGGCGGAGAGAAGUUCUUUCCUUCUGCUGGGAUAGCACAUUAAAAGAGCUGAUCCACGCUCCAGCAUCACGUCAUGUCAGCCUUAUCAGCACGAAAGCGGCCUCGAAUUGGCACGCACUGACAUUCUCGAGCAGAUCUUUGUCUUAAUACGCCUCAUCGCGCGACGGAUCUUCUUAACUCAGCGUCAACGGACCACGCUCGAAAUCAACGGCCGGGUGAGCUGUCGCGCUGGAACGAGCCAGUGACCCUGCUCUGUCGCAUUUCGGCCUGCAAUCCCAACAGGUCUUUCGUUGAGCAUAGCAUCCGCAUGCAUAUAUAUCCGAUCGAAAUCAUCUACUGGGCGCGGAGAACAAGGCCGGAACCUCGAUCUAUCUUGGACGGGCGAAGCCAGAUAGUGAAACCCAGGAGUGAAAGCGGCCGAGGUAUCCGUUUCCGCGCACCAUUUAUCUUGCCCCGAAGCACUGGUCCACCCAUCGAAACGUUUCGUCGAGCCACUGCACGCCUUCCUAGAGCCAUUUUCAUUGCGGAACUGCGAAAACGCGCGUGCGUUGAAAGGGAUUGUGCGCACGUCGCGACAGCACAAACGGCUUCGAACUUCGUCUCUCUAAUUUCUCUGCAAAAAUCACGACACUGCACCGUCGUCUGUUAUCGAACGAUGUUUUUGAAGUCUUGGAGGCUG